GGGAGUGGUGAUGUGAUUGUGGAUUGGAUGUUGUAAUGUUGAAGCCGCCUAACAACUCUCAUUCACCGGUUUACUUGGCUUACAUGCGAAACCAAAACCACAACAAUGGUCUGUUUUUUUUAAAGAUAGACGUGCUCUUGAAUUUAAAGAGUUCACUGCCUGGAAACUCUUGGAAAUGAAACUGGUUAUUUGUGAUUUGUGUAGAUUGUUGACAGAAUUGUUUUGGAACCAAAUGGAUACACCGCUCAGGACGAUUUGAAAUUUUAAGAGUUUUUAAAACUCUUUUAAUGUGAUCUGGUUGAGGUUCGGGUUUGUUAUCAUGGAGGAUGGAAGCGCGGAGACCGAAGCGCUCAUCGGGAAUUCGAGUGAAGAUGUUCGGUCUCACCUGGACGGAAGAAACGCUGCUGCUGAGUUCAAAGUUUACAAAAGGAGAUGGUUUAUCUUGUUUGUUCUCUGCCUGCUAAACUGUUCUAACUCAAUGUCAUGGCUGACCUUUGCACCCGUAGCUGACCAGACAGCACAGUAUCUGCAAGUCUCUCUAAAUCUGGUCAACUGGCUGUCACUAGUCUAUGUACUGGUUGCCAUUUUCUUCAGUUUGAUCACAACAUGGGUGCUGGACACACUGGGACUGCGCUUCUCGUUAAUCAUGGGCUCAUGGCUCAAUAUGUUGGGCAGUGUCCUGCGUUACGUUGGUGUGCUGAACUGCAUCCCAAAGUGGGCCGUGUUCCCUAUGGUCAUGGGAGGCCAGACGCUGUGUGCCUUCGCCCAACCUUUGGUCAUCUUUGCCCCCACCAAGCUGGCAGCUCUCUGGUUCCCUGAUUACCAGAGGGCCACAGCUAACAUGAUGGCUUCCAUGGCAAAUACUGUUGGACUGCUUUUUGCGAAUAUCUUCUCUCCCAUGAUAAUUAGUUACAACAAUAAUCUUGUUAUGCUGCUCUUUAUAUAUGCUAUACCUGCCACCGUAGCCUGUUUCCUAGCAACAGUGGGGAUCCGUGAACGCGUUCCCCCAACACCCCCCUCUGCCAGCGUGGUGACCUCCAGCUCUGAACCUUUUCUACAGGGAGUGAAACUGCUACUGACGAACAAAGCAUAUAUGGUCCUGCUGGUGUGCUUUGGUUCAGGAAUAGGAAUUUUCACUUGCUUUUCCACCUUUCUGGAGCAGAUACUUUGUGUUAAGGGCUACUCAAAUGACUUUGCAGGACUCUGCGGUGCAGUUUCCAUUGUUUUCGGUGUUCUGGGUGCCUUUUUCUUGGGCCUGUACGUGGACAAGACCAAGAAUUUUACAGAAGUCACUAAAAUAAACAUGUGUCUGACAUCUCUGGGCUGCUCUGUUUUUGCUGUGGUUUCCCAGUUAAGUGACCAGAAGAUCAUCAUUGGUGCAGUAUGUGCGUGGUUUGGUUUGUUCGGGUACUCUGUAUAUCCCAUCGCCAUGGAGCUCGGAGUUGAAUGCUCGUACCCUGUGGGUGAAGCAACAUCAUCUGGAUUGAUCUUCGUAUCUGGACAAAUUCAGGCCGCCCUCUAUAUGCUGCUGCUUCAAGCUCUGGCCAAACCAGUGGCAGAUUCUCCAUUAUCUGUAUGUGCAACUGGAGCGGAUGCCAAUUUGAGCUGGACAGUGCCAGUGCUGGUGAUGGCAGGCCUAUGUGCUCUGGGCACCUGCUGCUUUGUUGGCUUUUUCCACACGGAUUACCGGAGACUCCGUGCGGAAGCCACAGCCUCACCAAAGACAGUGACAGACCAGUCAACAGGAGGAGACACCUGGGCAAACAGCACAGAUGCAUAAAGAGACGAGCUGAUCUAACAAGGAGAGAAACCACUGAUGACAGUGUUUACGCACACUUUAAAAAGACUUUUACCUCAUUUACACUGAAAGGAUGUGCCUUAAAUGCUAGUUUGUUUUACUUAGAAGUGGUACUACCUCAACCUCCAUUAAUGUUACAUAAAACCUCGUUAUGCACAAAAGCAUUUCUGUUUCUGUUAAAGAAACAGAAUAGAUUAAGGUACAAACUUUUAACCAAAACCAAAUGUUUUAUGCAAUUUUAAUCUCAAAUGUUUUUAUUGCAAAAAAAGGGUACAGAAAGAUUUCUAACUGUUAUUAAACGCAUUUUUUACAAUAGUUAUUUUAUGAGGCAAGUAGGUAGUUAGAAAUUAAAAGUUAGCAACUAAGGCUAUUAGUUAUUUAAUGAAAGAGAUAUAUUUGAGUGCAAUAAAAUGUCCAUAGGACUUACUUUCUACCAAGGGAUAGAUCACCCAGAAAUGAAAAUUCUCCCCCUCAAGUUGUUCCAAACCUGUAUACAUUUCUUUGUUCUGCUGAACACAAAGUUAUUUGGAAGAAUGUUUGUAACCAAGAUCAUCUCACCGUCCACUGACUACCAUAGUGGGAAAAAAAUACUAUGGUACUCAAUGGGGGGCGAGAUCUGCUUGGUUACAAACAUUGUGAUGACAAGAUUUUCCCCUUUACUGAACUAUUGCUUUAAGUAAGGGUAGAAAUAAAAGAUUGCUGGGUUCAAGUAAUCAUUCUGUAUAUAGCUAUACUAACAUUUAAACUCUGGUAUUGUUGCACAUAUUGCAGAUUUAUGCAAUACUCAAUUCUGAUUGGCCAUUGCAACAUUGUGUGGUCAAAGUUUUGUAUGACUGCUAAACUGUAUAUGUGACCAUUAUCUCAUUCACUGCAAGUUUUGUUUCUAAAAGAACUUUAUGGUCUUUUUCUUCUCACUCAAGUGAAGUAAUAUUAUUUCUAAUCUAGAUUUCAUGGCACAUUUAUUUAUUUAGCAAGUAGCCAUGUAACAAGCAUGGUAAUGUACAAUAAGAUGGUCAUUUUCACAAAAUUAACUCCAAAUGGGUGCUAAGGACCCAUUCAAAACACAUACUAUACAUUAUCUCUUACCAAAUGUCUACCUAUUCCUGCUAACUGUACCAAAGCAUUUGCUAUUUUUUGUUUGUAUGUAAUAAAAUUAAUUUUAUACAAUCCAGAAUACUGUUUAUGGAAAAAGUCAUUGUUCACCCAAUACACUCAUCUAUUACAUUAUCUUAAAACAAUUGUCAAUCAUACCCAAAACAAGCAAACAUCAGUCCACAAUGAUGUUAAAGGCUUUUUUUCUUUUCACACUGUUAAGAAUAACCACAAACAUCAUUGAUUUGCUUUUGUAAAAUCCCAAGAUCAAGAACAAAAGACAUAAGCAGGGCUGAUUUUUUUUUUUUUUUUUUGUAUUUUUGUAAAAAAAAACAACAGAGAAAAGAAAAAGAGGAAGACAUUUCUUUGUCCAAAACAUGGCAUUAGGGUGGCAAAAGACCUCAAUCUGCUUUACAGAGGCAAACCAUUGAUAAUGCAGAAUCACUUGUGACCCAACUCGACAACCAUUUUUCAAUCAAAAUGACAUAAAACGCAUAAAAAUACAGCCGAGUAGUUUCAUACCAUGGUUGUUUGAGUAAAACAAUGUUCUUCGUCAUGGUUUUCUAAACAGUGGGCAUUUUAAAAAGAUCUAUACUCACCACAGAGCCAAUGACAAUGGGUUAAAAAGAAAAAAAAACAAAAAGGAAAAAAACAAAAAAAAAAAACAAA
Molecule: messenger RNA, 3559 nt
Organism: Ctenopharyngodon idella (grass carp)
Lineage: Eukaryota; Metazoa; Chordata; Actinopteri; Cypriniformes; Xenocyprididae
Gene: slc49a3
Product: solute carrier family 49 member 3
Exons: 10
Coding region: 320-1780 (486 amino acids)
Biological process (GO): transmembrane transport
Cellular component (GO): membrane
Molecular function (GO): transmembrane transporter activity
Source: RefSeq, a predicted model, not a curated record